AUGGCGGAAAUUGAUCUCAGUGGCCUUUUUAAGGAUAUUACCCCGAAUCAAGCAAAAGCCCUCCGAAUCUUGGAUGAAGGGCUACACUCUAGCCACGAUAAAGCAGCGGCCGCGGCCAAGCUGACCGAUGACCUGCGACUAUACUUCGAAUCGGCAAAUCCAGAAUGCACUGAUGACUCAGAUUAUUUUGAUAGUCCUUGGACUAUGCUCCUGGCUGUGGUGCAUGAAUUGCCUAGUUUCGAGCACCCAUGGCUUGACGUUUUUGCUGCCGUUAUUCAUGGGCUGAGGCGUCAGGGCGGACCAGUGACUAUGUUUCAGAAUGUCUGGAUUGCGGCUGAGUGGCUGAUAAGAUGUGGAACCCUUCUUUACAGAGAGCUGUGUACUGGGGCAGACUUAACAGCAGAAGAGCAGGCAAAGUCUAACUUCAAACCUGGUCCACUAGCUGAGGGUGUUCUCCCAAUAAGUCUUGAGCGAUGGAAUUUUUGGCGGUCCAGACUCCUUGAACUCUCCCGCGCUAAGCCUUCGGUUGGGAACGACGAGGAUUUCACGCUUGUGGAUUCUGUGCUUAGUGACAUAACGCUGGCCCAUAUUAAGAAGGCGAUUAGUGCCAUAGACUCGGUAAAUCGAUGGGGAAUAACUCGGUGGGUGCUGACUUGGUUUGGGAGUGCGGCUUGA
Penicillium malachiteum is the source of this 675-nucleotide messenger RNA. RefSeq lists its product as uncharacterized. The transcript is spliced from 2 exons. Bases 1 to 675 code for a protein of 224 amino acids. Lineage: Eukaryota; Fungi; Ascomycota; Eurotiomycetes; Eurotiales; Aspergillaceae. The record is from RefSeq and is a predicted model, not a curated record.